Messenger RNA from Penicillium lagena, 1728 nucleotides. RefSeq lists its product as uncharacterized. Gene Ontology annotation, cellular component: membrane. Gene Ontology annotation, biological process: transmembrane transport. The record is from RefSeq and is a predicted model, not a curated record. Gene Ontology annotation, molecular function: transmembrane transporter activity. Bases 1 to 1728 code for a protein of 575 amino acids. NCBI's taxonomy places the organism in Eukaryota, Fungi, Ascomycota, Eurotiomycetes, Eurotiales, Aspergillaceae. The transcript is spliced from 8 exons.
AUGAGUGUGCGUUUAACUGCUCCUAAGUCUAACGUCUCGACUGUCGAGGCAGACGAUAAGAAUACAGCCACUGAAAAACACGAUGACCUCGCUACGCUUAGUGUCAUUCAUGGCUUAGCGAUACCCGCCAGCGAGGACCGGCGCAAGCGUUUCUGGUGGCAGUGGGGGCCAAAACACGAUCCCAACGCGAUUGCGACGCAAAUCAGCGUCUUUGAUGACCCAGCCACUGCAGCGCAAUACCAGCCACGCAAUGACUGGGAAAACAUCCAUCGCUUCGAUCCCGAGGCCCGUUGGACAUGGGGCGAGGAGAGCAAGGUCGUGCGCAAACUGGACCUGUACAUCAUGGUGUUUGCAUGUGUGAUGUUCAUGUCGCUCGAGCUUGACCGCGCCAAUAUUUCGCAAGCUAACUCGGACAAUUUCUUGGGGUCUUUGAACAUGAAUACUAACGACUUCAAUCUCGGAAAUACCGUGAAUAAGGUCUGCUUCCUGCUGGCCGAGAUUCCCUCGCAGCUUAUAGGCAAGAGGCUCGGCCCCGACCGAUGGAUUCCCAUCCAGCUUCUCCUGUGGUCCGUUGUGUCCGCUUGUCAGUUCUGGCUCAAGGACCGAGCGACCUUCCUCGCUUGUCGCGCGCUGCUGGGCAUUCUGCAGGGUGGCUUCAUUCCAGAAACCGUCCUGUUCUUGUCCUACUUCUACACUCACAGCGAGCUGUCACUGCGGUUGAGCUUCUUCUACAAUGCGAUCAGUCUGGCCGAGAUCAUCGCAUCAUUUCUCGCCGUCGGUCUGCUAUCCAUGCAGGGAGUAGCCGGAGUGGAGGGUUGGCGGUGGCUGUUUUUGAUCGAGGGCUUGAUCACCCUUGUCGUCGGCCUGUUGGCUGUCGGCCUCUUACCUCCGGGCCCAACGCAGACCUGCGGCAGAUUACGAGGAAAGAAUGGGUGGUUCUCGGAACGAGAGGAGAUUAUCAUUGUUAACCGUCUCAUUCGCGAAGACCCGGGAAAAGGAACGAUGCACAAUCGACAACCCAUCACGCCGAAGCUGCUGUGGCAGAGUCUCGGAGACUACGAUCUGUGGCCGCUUUUCCUUCUCUCGCUCGUCUUUCAAACCCCGGCCAGCCCACCAGGAACGUAUUUGACCCUUUCAUUGACUGAUCUCGGCUUCAACACCAUCCAAACCAAUCUGCUAACCAUCCCAUACGUCGCGGGAACCAUGAUUACCAUGUGGUCCUUGACCUACUUCUCCGAGGUAUUUGGCGAGCUUUGCCUGACCGCACUGUUCGGCCAGAUAUGGGUCUUUCCGUUCCUCGUUUAUAUGAACGUCGUGAAUAUGACUGCCAUAAACAAGUGGAAAGCGUGGGCAAUAACCUCGCUACUGCUAUGUUAUCCAUCGGCUCAAGCAAUACAGGUGGGCUGGGUUUCGAGAAACUCUAAUGUCGUUCGUUCUCGUGUCGUCUCCGCUCCAAUGUACAACAUGGUGAACCAGGUCGGCGCCAUCAUUGCCAGCAACAUCUACCGAGCAAAUGACUCUCCCCGUUAUGCAACCGGAAAUAAAGUUCUUCUUUCCCUCCUAAUUUUCAACAUCUUCAUCUACCUCUUCACUAAGUUCUACUACGUCAUGCGCAAUCGCCGGCGUGAGGCAAAGUGGAACGCCAUGACCAGGGAGGAAAAGGUACAUUAUCUGGAGACAACGACCGAUGAGGGGAACAAGCGGUUGGAUUUCCGGUUUGCCCAUUAG